Molecule: messenger RNA, 12499 nt
Organism: Leopardus geoffroyi (Geoffroy's cat)
Lineage: Eukaryota; Metazoa; Chordata; Mammalia; Carnivora; Felidae
Gene: ASXL3
Product: ASXL transcriptional regulator 3
Exons: 14
Coding region: 1240-7806 (2188 amino acids)
Biological process (GO): positive regulation of transcription by RNA polymerase II; animal organ morphogenesis
Cellular component (GO): PR-DUB complex
Molecular function (GO): DNA binding; peroxisome proliferator activated receptor binding; chromatin binding
Source: RefSeq, a predicted model, not a curated record
CCACUGAGCCACCCAAGUGCCCCAAAUAAGGUCAUUUUAAAUGAUUAUUAUCCAUAGAAAACUUCAGAAUUAUAUUUUCUGUUUUGUCACAAUUAACAUCAUUAUUGCCCUAGCCAGUUUCAACCUGUCAUGAUAAUCUGAAAUAUUUAUUGGCCCUAUAUAAUCUUAUUAUGAUUGUCUUAAAAAUUGUGAGUAAUCUUACUCUCUUCCCUGCUCUAAUGCAUCCUUGACCCCAGUUUCUAAAGAGGUAGGCACAAGAUGGGAAACAAAUUGGAGGAACGUGGUAAAAUCAAAACGAGUGUUACGUAACCAUGAAGACAUAUUCAGAUAUUAGUUGUGCUUGAAAAUGUCAGGAAGGAUAAUUCAGAAAGUUGAAUUUUGCAGGGUGUAGGGAACAUAACACCUCAUAGCCAAGAGAGUGUUGGGGCAACGGGCAGUUACUCAGUCUGCUGAUAGCCUAGGGUGCUGGUUCACUGUGACUGUGGCUUCUUCCCACUGUAGUGUUUGAGUAUGGCUGCCUGUGAGUCUGAUUCGUGUCUCCACCAUGUGUCACAUUAUUUUGAUGGUAUCAAUGUUUUGUUCUGUGAAGGUAAUUUCUCUCUCUCCUUUGUUAAUGUUCACGCAGCUAGUUCAGUGAAGCUUGUUCACAACCAGGAACUCUCCUUCUCUGUCUCCUUUCUCUGUCUUGCAGGAACGGAGGGUGGCUUCUGGUGUUUUGUGGCUUCAUCAUUUCCUUCCUGCCUCUCAUCCACUUCAUGAUGUAAUUCUUGGCACUUUUACUUCCUUUGUAGAGUAGGAUGUGAUGUCAUAGAGAAGGGGACAGGGCUAUCCAAAUUCUCUCAAUUGCUGGGAGGAGCUGCCCAGGUGUGCUGAGGGGCCUGUACUCAGGAAGAGAAACAGGGAAUCCUCCACAGCACUAGAAAAACACCCCAACUCACCAAUGACAGCGAAGCAGAUAUUAGAAGUCAUUCAGAAAGAAGGGUUAAAAGAAACAAGUCUGGUUUCAGACCCCGGCAUGGCUUGGAGACAGCGUUGGUGUGUAUGAAGGAUCUUCCUCGAAUGAAGGAUUUGGGACAACUUUCCAUGAUGAUUAUAUUAGAGCCUCAGCUGCUUUCGUGUUGGUCAUGAGGUGAUGCUGAACCGAAUGCUUGAACUAGCAGGAGUGGCUGGGAUUGCAUUGGAGUGGUUCCGUUCAUUCCUUCCGGAAAUGGAACUUCUCCAUUAGCCUGUCUGAAUGCAAUGCUUCACACUAACACUCGAAUAGGGGAUGGAACAUUCUUCAAAAUCCCUGGAAAGUCAGGCCUCUAUGCUCUCAAAAAAGAGGAGUCGUCAUGCCCAGCUGAUGGAACAUUGGAUUUAGGCUGUGAGUCUGAACUGGAUGGCGCAGAAAUGGCAGAGGCCAAUGCCAGUGGAGAAGGAAAUGGAGUUUGUGCAAAGCAGGUAACUGAUGAAGCAUCUUCCACUCGAGAUUCAAGCCUUGCUAACACAGCAGUGCAGAGCAAGUUAGUGUCUUCCUUUCAACAACACACAAAAAAGGCUCUUAAACAGGCUUUGAGGCAGCAGCAGAAAAGAAGAAAUGGAGUCUCAAUGAUGGUAAACAAGACUGUUCCUCGUGUUGUUUUGACACCAUUAAAGGUGUCUGAUGAGCAGUCGGAUUCGCCUUCAGGCUCCGAAUCUAAAAAUGGUGAAGCAGACAGUUCAGAUAAAGAAAUGAAACAUGGGCAAAAAUCUCCCACUGGAAAACAAACAAGUCAGCACUUAAAACGAUUAAAAAAGUCUGGUUUGGGACACUUGAAAUGGACCAAAGCUGAGGACAUUGACAUAGAAACCCCAGGAUCUAUUCUUGUCAACACUAACUUGAGGGCAUUAAUAAAUAAACAUACGUUUGCUUCCUUACCUCAGCAUUUUCAACAAUACCUCCUGCUUUUGCUCCCAGAAGUGGAUAGGCAGAUGGGAAGUGAUGGAAUUUUACGCCUCAGUUCUUCAGCUCUGAAUAAUGAAUUCUUUGCAUAUGCAGCACAAGGAUGGAAACAGCGACUGGCAGAAGGAGAGUUUACUCCAGAAAUGCAGUUGCGGAUAAGGCAAGAAAUUGAGAAGGAAAAGAAAACAGAACCUUGGAAAGAAAAAUUCUUUGAAAGGUUUUAUGGAGAAAAGUUGGGCAUGUCAAGAGAGGACUCAAUAAAGCUUACUUCUGGACCAAACAAUGAUGGCGCUGAAAGCAGUUCUUCAUGUGGACCCACUGGCCUCCCAGGUCUUUCUGCACAGACUCCCUUGGAAGAGCAACAGCCAAAAAGCAUGAAAAGUCCAACUUCACCAGAGCCGGAAUUCUGUGCUAUGGUAGAUGUAGGUAAAGACCUAAUGGCAGAAUCGGAAUCAGAAGAUAUCUUGAUCCCUGAAGAAUCUGUGAUUCAGGAGGAAAUUGCUGAAGAGGUAGAGACUAGUAUCUGCGAAUGUCAGGAUGAAAAUCAUAAGACGAUACCUGAAUUUUCUGAGGGGUCUGAAAGUCCAGCCAACUCUCACGAAGAGCCCCAGGUAGCACCUCCUGAAGAUAACUUGGAAUCCUGUGUUAUGAUGAAUGAUGUUUUAGAAACUUUGCCUCAUAUUGAAGUUAAAGUGGAAGAGAAAUCAGAAUCUCCCCAGGAAGAAAUGUCGGUUGUUAUUGAUCAACUAGAGGUCUGUGAUUCUCUCCUUCCUUCCACUUCAUCUGUGACUCAUGCCAGUGACACAGAACAUAAGGAGCCAGAAGCUGCAGUAGAGACCAAUACUCCAAAAAUAAAGACAGGGUCGUCUUCUUUAGAAGGCCAAUUUCCCAGUGAAGGAAUUGCCAUAGAUAUGGAGUUACAGAGUGAGCCUGAUGAACAGCUUUCUGAAAAUGCUUGCAUCUCUGAAGCUUCCUUCUCUUCCGAGAGCCCAGAAGGAGCCUGUACCAGCCUGACAUCCCCAGGAGGGGAAACCCAGUCCACUUCAGAAGAAUCAUGUACUCCAGCCUCCCUUGAGACAACGUUUUGUUCUGAGGUGUCCAGCACUGAAAAUGCAGACAAAUAUAACCAGAGAAACCCCCCUGAUGAAAACCUUCAUGCAUCUUUGAUGUCAGAAAUAUCUCCAGUAUCCACUUCACCUGAGAUAUCAGAGGCAUCUCUCAUGUCCAAUUUACCUUUAACAUCCGAAGCAUCCCCGGUAUCAAAUUUACCUUUAACAUCAGAAACGUCACCCAUGUCGGAUUUACCUUUGACCUCAGAAACGUCUUCAGUGUCUUCCAUGCUUCUCACAUCUGAGACCACUUUUAUAUCCAGUUUGCCUCUUCCUUCAGAAACAUCUCCAAUUUCUAAUUCUUCCAUGAAUGACAGAAUGGUGCAUCAGCAAAGAAAGUCCCCUUCCAUCUCUGAAGAACCACUGUCCCCACAAAAAGAUGAAGGCUCUGCCCCUGCCAAGCCCCUGGGCGAGAGCCUUCUCUCUCAACAGAGGACUCUAUCAAAUACUCCUGAACCCGUCAAUAUGGGUUCUUCCGUUUCUCCUGAAGCAUUUCCAUCUGAAGAAUUGCACAGUAAGACUCUGAGUCAGCAGCCUUGUAAAUCACACGUUGAAACUGAGAAGCCCUAUCCUGCUUCGAUUCCAGAACUUCCUUCUAUAGAAAUGAUAAAAGUUAAAAAUCAUAAUGUCCUGCAAAGAACAGAGAAGAAAGGGGCAUCUUCACCAUUGGAGUUACCGGUCUUUUCUGAAGAGACAGAGAGUAAGGGAAACGAGCUUCCAUCAGCUAAAUUACAGGACAAACAGUAUGUCUCAUCAGUGGAUAAGGCUUCCUUUUCAGAAGGCUCUAGAAAUAAAACCCAUAAGCAAGGAAGCUCACUGAACCGAUUGGAGACCUUGCAUUCUUCCAAGUUGUCCGAGCCUUCCAAGUCACCCGACGGGAUAAGAAAUGAAAGUAGAGAAUCCGAGAUAUCAAAGAGGAAAACAGCAGAGCAGCACAGUUUUGGAAUCUGUAAGGAAAAGAGGGCUAGGAUAGAAGAUGAUCAGUCAGUGCGGAACAUAUCGUCCAGCAGCCCCCCUGAGAAAGAGCAGCCCCCCAGAGAGGAGCCCAGGGUUCCACCUCUCAAGAUCCAGCUUUCCAAAAUUGGGCCACCUUUUAUUAUCAAGAGCCAGCCAGUCUCCAAACCAGAGUCUCGCGCAUCCCCUAGCACGUCGGUCGGCGGUGGGAGGAACACAGGAGCCAGGACCCUUGCAGAUAUCAAGGCCCGGGCCCAGCAGGCAAGGGCCCAGCGAGAGGCCGCGGCAGCCGCUGCUGUGGCCGCCGCGGCCAGCAUUGUCUCCGGAGCCAUGGGGAGCCCAGGAGAGGGUGGAAAGGCGAGAACCCUGGCACACAUCAAAGAGCAGACAAAGGCGAAGCUCUUUGCAAAGCAUCAAGCCCGAGCCCACCUCUUCCAGAACACUAAAGAGUCCCGGUUGCCUGUGCUCGGCUCAAAGGAUGGGCCUCCCAGCUUAGAAGUCUCUUCUGCCCCUGAAACAAAAAUCGAAGGGUCUACUGGCGUGAUUAUUGUCAAUCCAAACUGCAGAUCUCCUAGCAACAAGUCCGCGCACCUCCGGGAGACCAGCACUGUAUUGCAGCAGUCUCUUAACCCAGCUAAACUUCCAGAAACUGCCACUGACUUAUCUGUGCAUAGCUCUGACGAAAAUGUACCUGUGUCGCAUUUAUCUGAGAAAAUUGUUUCAUCUACCUCUUCUGAAAAUAGCAGCGUGCCCAUGCUUUUUAAUAAAAAUUCUGUCCCCGUGUCCGUUUGCAGCACUGCUAUGUCGGGAGCAGUUAAAGAACAUCCCUUUGUGAGUUCUGUUGAUAAAUCCUCCGUUCUGAUGUCUGUGGACAGUGCAAACACUACGAUUUCUGCUUGUAAUAGAAGCAUGUUAAAAACCAUCCAGGGAACUGACACUCCGUGCAUAGCCAUCAUACCAAAAUGCAUCGAAAGCACUCCUAUCCCCCUCACGACAGAGGGCUGCCGUGGAUCGAGCCCCAUGGAUGACAAGCCGGCACCACUGUCCAGCAGCAGUGCUAGUAACUUAGUCUCCAGUCAGUACACCUCUGUGCCAACUCCCUCCAUCGGGAAUAACUUGCCCAGCCAUCUCUCCACUAGCUCUGUCUUGAUUCCCCCAGCGGGAGUUAAUAGCAGAUACCCUUCUGAGAAGAUAGCCAUGCCUGGGAGUGAAGAACAGGCCCCCGGACCCUUGGGUACCACUGUGAGAGCCGCCCUCGGCUGCAGGGAGUCGGUAGCAGUCACAGACGCUCUGGCUGCACGGCCACAUGUCGCAAUGUUUACUGGAAGCAUGCUAACAAUAAACUCUUACGAGAGUCCUCCCAAGUUGAGCGCCGAAAGCUUGGACAAGAAUUCAGGGCUUCGAAACAGGGCAGACAGUUCUGGGAAACCUCAGCAGCCUCCGGGGGGCUUUGCACCAGCAGCCAUAAACAGAUCGAUUCCAUGUAAAGUCAUCGUUGACCACAGCACCACGCUGACCUCCACGUUGUCUCUGACCGUCUCCGUGGACAGCGCGGAAGCCAGCUUGGACCUCCAGGGCAGGUCAGUGAGGACAGAAGCCUCCGUCCAGCCCGUGGCGUGUCCUCAGGUAUCUGUCAUCAGCAGGCCUGAGCCAGUUGCAAACGACGGCGUAGAUCACACUUCCAGUUUCCUUGCUGCUCCCGCGGCAAAGCAAGACUGUAAACCGAUGCAGGCGGCCUGUUCAGGUCUCCGAGAAGGACCCCUGGUUGUUCCAGAUAAGUUAAAUGAGGCGACUGCUCCUAGUAAUAGCUUUGCUGAGCAGGCACGGGGCCCAGCCACUUUCCAGAGUGAAACAGACACCACCUGUAGCAAUCAGUACAACCCAGGCAACCGGAUUUGCUGGACUGAGGAGGGGAUGAGGGGCCCAGGGCAGCCUCUGGUUAGUCACUCUGGUUCAAGUAAACAGAAAGACUACCUGGAGCAGAGCUGUCCAAAGCCUAUCAAAAGCGAACACGCUGGCUACUCACACAUGUCAGAACUUCAUCCCAGGAAUCUCAUGACAAAUGUCCCUCUCCCGGUGAAGUCUGAACCUCAUGACGUGGACAAGGGCUUUAGAAUGGACACCGAAGACUUCCCCGGCCCCGAGCUGCCUCCUCCGGCCGCAGAGGUCGCCCCUGGUGUGCCGCAGGCACAAAACGUGAAGGCCUCCACCUCCGGCCCCAUGGAAGAGGCCAUCUCCUUGGCUGUGGACCCCCUGAAGAGAGUCCCCAGCGCAGGGAGCUCCGGCUGCCGUCUCUCAUCCGUGGAGGCUAACAAUCCACUGGUGACACAGUUGCUCCAGGGCAACCUGCCUUUGGAAAAAGUGUUGCCUCAGCCCCGAUUGGGAGCCAAGCUCGAAAUCAACAGACUUCCUCUGCCUCUUCAAACUACCUCAGCAGGUAAAACGGCACCAGAGAGGAACAUUGUAGAAAUGCCGUCCAGCUCUCCAAAUCCAGACGGGAAGGGCUACCUGGCAGGGACCCUUGCACCGCUGCAAAUGAGAAAGCGAGAAAACCACCCCAAAAAGAGAGUCGCCAGGACUGUGGGGGAACAUACGCAAGUUAAAUGUGAGCCAGGGAAGUUGUUGGUGGAGCCAGAUGUUAAAGGGGUGCCUUGUGUCAUCAAUUCGGGCAUGAACCAGCUAGGACACGGCCAGCCUUUUAAGCAAGAGUGGCUGACCAAGCACUCCAUGCAGAACAGAAUUGUUCACAGCCCUGAGGUCAAACAGCAAAAGCGGCUGCUCCCCUCGUGUAGCUUCCAGCAGAACCUAUUUCACGUCGAUAAGAAUGGCAGCUUCCACCCCGAGGCUGGCAUCGCACACCGGCAGCAGUUCUACCAAAUGCCCAUGGCUGCCCGGGGCCCCGUCCCCAGCGCCGCGCUAUUACAGGCCUCUGCCAAGACCCCAGUGGGCUGUAACGCGUUCGCCUUCAAUAGGCAUCUCGAACAAAAGGGGUUGGGAGAGGUUGGCCUUUCUUCAGCACCUCACCAGCUGAGGUUAGCCAACAUGAUAUCCCCCAACGUGCCCAUUAAAGAAGGCGAUGACGUGGGAGGGGCCGCGCACUCCAUGCCGAACAAAGCACUGGUGCAUCCCCCGCCCCCGCCCCCGCCGCCCCCCCCACCCUUGGCUUUGCCCCCGCCUCCCCCACCGCCACCUCCGCUACCUCCACCUCUUCCGAAUGCAGAAGUCCCCUCCGAUCCGAAGCAACCGCCGGUUGCCAUGGAAACCACUAAGCGACUUAGUUGGCCACAGUCCACGGGCAUAUGUAGCAAUAUAAAAUCGGAACCUCUUUCUUUUGAGGAAGGUUUAAGCAGCAGCUGUGAACUGGGCAUGAAACAAGUUUCCUAUGACCAGAAUGAAAUGAAAGAACAGUUAAAAGCAUUUGCGCUAAAAAAUGCAGAUUUCUCUUCCUAUUUGCUUUCUGAGCCACAAAAGCCUUUUACCCAAUUAGCUGCUCAGAAAAUGCAGGUGCAGCAACAACAGCAGCUCUGUGGAAAUUAUCCAACAAUACACUUUGGUAGCACGAGCUUCAAAAGGGCGGCAUCUGCAAUUGAAAAGUCCAUUGGGAUUUUGGGAAGCGGCUCCAGUCCUGCCACGGGCCUGCCUGGUCAGAACGCUCAGAUGCCCGUGCAGAACUUUGCCGACAGCAGCAACGCGGAUGAGUUGGAACUGAAAUGCUCUUGCCGGCUGAAAGCCAUGAUCGUGUGCAAAGGCUGUGGGGCCUUCUGCCACGACGACUGCAUAGGUCCCUCCAAACUCUGUGUGGCUUGCCUGGUUGUGCGGUAAGAGCUGGUGAAAGAUGCAGUAUCCCUUUUCAACACGGAAAAGCCAAACGGCGUCAGCAGCAACAAAUUGAGUAACUCAGUGGUUUAUAUCGUGAUAAUUUAUUUUACUUUGGAACAGAUUAUCUUUUCUCUCUGGGAUUAUUUACUUGCAUUUCCCAGAAAGGGGAGGUCACGUCCCAGCAGAGUGGCUCAUCAGCAUGUCUUUUACAGAUUAAGUUGCCAUUCCCAGCUUUGGAAAAUUUCUGUCCACGUGUAUACAGGUCACUACCCCAUUCGUUAUUAUUAUUAUUAUUAUUAUUAUUAUUAUUAUUAUUUUUAAUCCAGGUGUAGAUAGGAAAAGGACAUUUUUAAUUACUUACUGCUAACCAGAAAUGCAGAUGUAGAAAGAGAACGGGAAAAGUGAUUUAAGGUGGUUGGUGAUUCAUUCUCUUGUAGAUUAACCAUUGCAACAAAGGCUUUCACAGUUGACUCUUCUGGACCUACCUUUACCACAGUGAUGCAAUCGUAUUUGGAAAGGGGAAUCUUAUUUAAAUGUACGAUUCCUUGUAUUUGCUCCUAUCUCAAAAGAUACAUUAAAGGAGGUAUGCCAUUCAUGAACUCCACUGUCCUUAUUCUCUUCCCUCCCUUGUCACUCUUUUCAGAGCCUGGCAGAAUGUCUGGCUCUGCCUUGGACCUUGUGCACACAUUGUAGUGAAAUGUGUCUUCUACCUGAAGUUGCAGUGUGGGCCUCGUGCCGGGUAAUCUGGUUCGAGCCCUUUGACACCUGAUACCGUCAGAUGAGUUGACCAGCAGAGGGCCAUAGGCCCGUAGGAUUUCAGAGCGUCAUGUGUAGCUUUAAAGAGCAAGUAUGAAAAAAAAAAAAUGCCCUAAAAUUAAAAGUAAGCAAAUAAAACGCUGUGUAUGCAAACACAUACAAAUGGGUUGUAAUGUUAAUACUGGUCCAUUCUGUUCACUCUAAAGACAAUUACUAAACACUAAAAGGGAGGGGGGCAGAAAUAAUUGUAGCCCUUUAUGGAUGACACCAGUACAUUCUGGCUUCCGACUCUGCAGAGGUUGGCCACCUCUCUUUUAAAGUGUCAUUGAUGACAAAAAGGAACUACCGAAGGGUGAAGUGUUGAUAGAUUUCUGAAAAAUGUUUUUCUCAUGAUUCACAAUCUAUAUAUUUGACUUGAAAAUAGCCCUUAUUUUAAAAACCCGUUCUAGGUAUCGCAUGUUUUGGGGUUUUUAACCCCCUCAGGUGAAUUCAGUACAUUCUUCAUAUUUGGGGGAGUGGAACUGCUUUUGAAAACGGGAUACUGCAUCUUACAAUUAUGGUCCGUGUUUAUCCAGUGAAGUCUGAAUGUUGAGGAUGGGAGCUACAUUCCACAUGCUUUGGCCACCCUCAUGCCAGAGAACAGCUGUAGGUCAGCAGGCUCUGUUCCUUAAAGCAAGUUCAAAAGCACAUGCACAUUGUGGAAAGAUGAAAGGCAGCAAAAACCACGCCCGUUUAACUUCAGAUUACAGAGCACAAAAGGCGGAGUGCCAUUAACCCACUGAUUGACUGUGGCCCUAGAAUUAAAAAAAAGAAACAAAACAUGGGGGUGGGAGGGAUCAUCUGUAUCCAGGGUAAGAAUGACAGACAUUUUCGCAUCAAUGUAAACUUCUGACAUUCCCUUAAAAACGUGUCUUAAAAAUUACCUGGAAUGAGCAGAGAUUACAUUCCUGGGGGGGUGGGGGAGGCGGGGGAAGAAAGAACACUUGUGACUUUUUUUAAUAGUAUUCCACUAUGGUACGUGUAUUUUUUUCCUCCAUAUUUAUUAUUGUGAUGUUGCCAAAUUUUGUUAGGUGAUGCAGAUGUCACAUUUAUUAAGAAAUUGCUAAUAGUGAAAGAUACUUAAAAAGAAAGAAAAGCAAAGAAGGGUCUGCCUCCGUGGCUGAGAUUUGGUGCUUCAGUACUUGUGCUUCUGUUUUUCCACACUGAAAGGAACAAAGUUUCAUGACUGAGAAAUUAGCAGGUGCACUUAACCGGCCGGUCCAGGGAAGGCAGGGUAAGUUCCAGUGGAUCCUUACUUAGUCCACUCUGCACCAGGUUGUGUUUGGGUGGCGUCCUCUCUGUGGGCUGCGUGGCCUGCAGUAGUAUCUUGGUUCAGAAAAGCAUGCUCUAGUCUCACAGAAGGGCACCCCUAAAACGGAGACACUUGUAUGCCAACUCCUUCCAGAUCCAGUUGCCGCUCUUUUGGUCAGGUACUGUCCACACCAGCAGAUUCAAAAUCACUACAUCAGUAACUGGCACGGUGUUGAAAGACACUCAUUCUAUAAAGCUUUGCACUCUGUAUAUGACAUACAGUUGAGCCUGAAGUGAUGCUGAGCUCAUUAUCAGUUCCAUCUUUGUGGAAUACUGCCUGCAAGUUACUGGGAAUAAAGUGUCCUUCUGUAUGUUUUGGUUUUUCACACAGUAGGUGAUUUUUCACAUAGUUUGGGAGAAUUGAUUGUUGAUCGGGCAUGGAUUCAGUCACCCAGGUCCAAAGAGGGUAUUUUUUCUGUGCCCUUUCUCUUUUUUACCCCAGUUUAUCUUCGCAGUGUUCACAUAUGGUUUAUAUAACUGAAAAGUUGAUAUCUUUGGGCUAAAAUAAUGAUGGAAAGAAAAAUUCAGAAGUAAAAUGUGGGUCAGAUAUUUUACAAGUGUCCACUUAAUAUAUAUAUAUAUAUAUAUAUAUAUAUAUAUAUAUAUAUAUAUAUAUACACACACACACACACACACACACACACGCAAGCCAGUAUAUUUGGAUUAGGUAAAUAGGUUACUAGUUUCCUGAUUUCCACAGGUGUCUGCCUAUGUGCAAAGGUAGUAUGUUAUUUACUACAUGGUUAUUGUGGUGUAAUGUGCAAAUGUUAGUGUGUGCAUUAUCCUGACUAUUGGACACUAUGAUAUCCCUAUCAGGAAUAGAACUUGCACAUGUAACAUGUAAUUUUUUUUUUUUUUUAUCACAAAGGAUGUAUUUCCCUAAGUAGCACUUUUGGAGCAGGGGAAGGAAGAAAAUGGCUAUUCCCUAAUCCCCCUCUUCUAUGAUAUGCAUAUGCCUGAAGUGUAUAAAAACAUUUAGGUAGAUAAUGGGCAUGUUAAUAAGAACGUUCUGAUGCAAAUUCAUUUUCAAAAUGAAAAUAUUUUUCCUUUUCCAAAGUGAGAAUAGCAGAAAUGUUGGUGAACCCAGAGCACCACAGUUAUAUAUAAUAUUUCUCUGCUAAGGUCUAGUUUGAAGGAGAAAAACUUGAAAACAAACCUCUGAGGUUGAGCCUGGUUGCUACAAAGACUUUAUGGUGGUAUGUGUUUCUGGGAUGAGCUAUUAUAGCAGGUUUAGAUGACUUCUAGACCUCAGAUGUUCUCAGUCGCUCAAAAUAAGCAUUCAAAGCCCAAGAAGCUCGUGCAUAUGGUGCUCGUAACGCAGUCAAGAGUCCGAAUACGUGACGCCGCAGCCCCAUUUUUAAACCCUCACCCAAUGUCAAAAGAGGAAGUUACUGUGGCCUUGGUUUCCCAGUUCCUUCUCGGUCUGUUGAGGUGCCAGGGUAGAGAAGCCGAAGCCAGGCUUAGGGUUGCGUCGUCUCUCCAGUGUGGACGCCAACGCCCGCUGAGCGUGCAGAGCCCAGAGUCACUGUCUUUCUGUGUUUCUAGAGAACAAUGUGAAGAGUCCUAGAAAAGGAACUCAUCAGACUGUCAGGGGCCUAUGUAGCCAAAAUGUCACUGAAUAUAAAAAUCUUCAGUCCUCAUGCUUUGUCACUGUAAAGCGAACAAAAAGCAUUUUUACUAUAAUUUAAAGGAGCUGCUUUUUUAUAGCACAUACUAUUUCGCUUUGUACUAUAUUUGAUAGUUGCAGAAUAAUUUAGACUGUAGAAAAACUUUGUUGUAUUUGUACUGUUCAUGAAUGUUUCAAAGAAAAGUGCUUUACUUGGUUGCCAUAAUUUUCUUGUACUGCUGUAUUUUCCCCCCUGCUUCCUGGAAACCUAAUCUGAUUCAUAUUUUCAGUACAGUACAAUUUUUUGGUUUUUUUUAAAUGUGUGUUUGUGUGUGUGGGUUUUUUUUUUUUUUUUUUUUGGUCAGUAUUCUGAAUGUUUACAUCUGUUUGACAUUAGCCAUUUAAUGCCUUUUUAAAAAAUAAAAAUAAAAAAAAGGCGGUAUUACUCCUACAGUGUAACAGCAAAAUGUGAAAUCAACCCAAACAUAACAUGCAUGACAAACACAGAUUGGGGGCGAAGGCCCUGAACAUACAGACAUUUUCUAUCAGCAUACAGAAAAGAGAAACCCUCCUUCAGUCCUCUACCAAAGAAUAUAUUGUUCCCACAGGAAAAACUCAGAAAAGGUGUGUAAAACCCUCAGAAGGGAGAGCAGUUGGUUCAGUAAGACUGCUACAAUUUAAUACUGUUAUGCUUGCUUUGAUACCUGACUAAAUGUGACUGAGUGCAACGAGCAUUUAAACAAUUUUUAGACAGUGUUUUGUUUAGAAUUCAGGGAUCAUGCAUUCUUUAAUGGUGCUGUUUGUUUUUUUAUUUCUUUUCUACAAAGAAAAAAGUGUUGCCUACAAAAGUGACUGCUCACAAUACCAUAAGUUAAAUGAAAUGUUUGUCUCUUCCAUGUUUCUCUGUUUAUCCCUUUCUCAAAGUAACAAUUUGGGUUUCAAUAUUAAAAUAUUCUGGAGAAAAUAAAGAAAUUCAACAGUAAA